UCCAAACAUACGUUUGCAUUCUUUAAUCACUCGUUCAACCACUAUUUGUUACUGAAAUAUGGCCCGUAUAAUACCCAACAUACCUACAGCCAGUUCCUUUACAGUGUUGCUACUAGCUCUACUAUUCAGUAGCAUUGUUUCAGCCGUUAAUAGCACUGCCACGCCAGCAUAUGGCGCACCAAAACCUACUGAUGCCACUAUACAAGACUCUGUUUAUGGAGCUACUACUAGUCACCAAAAAAACAUAGUAGCACCAUGGCCAUCGUCUGUUUCAAAAGAGCAUCCCAACUUUACUGUAUCUGAUCAUCCAGCCAUGAUGAUGGAUGGUGCUAUGGCUCUUGCCAACUACAGCAGUCCAGCCGACGGUCCCCACCUUGUUGACUUUUUCAACAUUAAUCCAUACAAUAUUGCCACUGCUGUCAUUCUCAUUCUCAGUGGGAUUUCAUUUGCAUUUAAUGGCCAUAGAAUGUUUCGAUCUAUGCUUUUCAUUGCAGGCUUUUAUGUAUUCUCAAUCGUCACCCUUGUAGUCAUAGGAGUUCUCGAAUCUCGUAAUUAUAUCACAUUGGGCAGCAACCAGGAAUGGAUUGUUUUUACUGCGUGCAUUAUUGGUGGCUUGAUUGGAGGAGGUAUCUUUCAAUGUCUUUGGAAACUUUCGUUUAUGUUUAUCGGAGCCAUGCUUGGUGUAGCACUCGCUUCAUUUAUCUUGCAAUUCUCCUUCUCCAGUGCUCUGCAAACGACUCCAGGCAGAUAUAUUUUUUUUUCGGCAAUGGCUAUUGUCGGUGCUAUCCUGGUGCAGCUUUUUGAAGUACCGUUGCUGAUUGUGUCUACCGCGGUGGUUGGAUCAGGUAGCUUUUUCGUAGGAAUUGAUUUUUUUGUCAAAUCUGGAUUCGGCCAGGCUGUUUAUAAUACUAUUUUCCAACAAGCGAUCGUGCCAGCAAGUAGUAACGCCGAGUAUAUUAUGAUGGGGAUGUUUGUGUUUGUUGCCUUGUUGGGAAUGAUGGUCCAGUUUUAUCAUGUGAGAAAUGGAUCUGUGUCGAGUGCUAGUCCAUAUACCAAUCGCAAGAAUUACGUAUCCAGCGUUUGAUAUACCAAAAUCAGCUUUUAUUUAUAAUCCACAUUUAUAUAUAAUUGAAUUGCAGCCGUAUUUGCGUAAAAUGAAACACAAAGUAGGGGUGCUGAAAUACAUAAUAAACAUUCAAUUUCCAGUAGGAAGCACGACGAAU
Batrachochytrium dendrobatidis JAM81 is the source of this 1223-nucleotide messenger RNA. RefSeq lists its product as uncharacterized. The transcript is spliced from 3 exons. NCBI's taxonomy places the organism in Eukaryota, Fungi, Chytridiomycota, Chytridiomycetes, Rhizophydiales. Bases 59 to 1084 code for a protein of 341 amino acids. The record is from RefSeq and is a predicted model, not a curated record. Gene Ontology annotation, cellular component: plasma membrane.